This is a messenger RNA of Daktulosphaira vitifoliae (grape phylloxera), 4669 nucleotides long. RefSeq names its product S phase cyclin A-associated protein in the endoplasmic reticulum (gene ssp3). The coding region runs from base 177 to 4220 and encodes 1347 amino acids. The record is from RefSeq and is a predicted model, not a curated record. The transcript has 16 exons. NCBI's taxonomy places the organism in Eukaryota, Metazoa, Arthropoda, Insecta, Hemiptera, Phylloxeridae.
UCUGAAAAUUGAAAAAUAAAUAUUUUUGUUAUGCGUAGUAAAAUACCUGUUAAUCGUGAAGAAUUAAUUUUAAUUACUACUAAAAAUAAAUGAAUGUAUAAAGAAAUUUCGAAUUAUUAUUAAAAUAUUGUGUUAUGAUACAUUAAUAUUGAUUAUUGAUAGCUAUUCAAUUCAAAAUGGAAAUUGGUAUAAAUAAUGUGAUUGGCAACAGGAUGAGAAUGUGGCCUAAUCGUCAAACACUUGGAUUACGCAUAAGAUCAGCUUCAGCGGGUCGAGAUAAACGUUCAGAACUUAGAAAUCGAUCAUGGAUAUUCUUAUUUGAUAAUUUAAGACGCAAUAUUGAUGAAAUAUAUCAGAUAUGUGAAACUGAUGAAAAUGUUUAUGAAUGCAAAGAAGCUAUAAUGGUUUUACAAAAUUAUAUUCAUGACUUUCAUAGUCUUGUUGAGUGGUUUCGAUUAAAAUGGGAGUAUGAACACACUGAUCCCCCUCAAAGACCUAAUUUCCUUGCCUGGGAAAUUAGAGGGGCUUCACCUAGAAAAAUGCUUCAAAAGCGUUCUUGUGUUUCUCCUGGGCUGACACGAAGGAAAUUAGAUCUAUUAUCUGAAUCAUUAAAUGAUAAAAGUAUAAGUGAUAUUAAUGAAAAUGAUAAAAAAAACAAUUUAUCUGAAAAAAUUUUUUCAAAUCAAUAUUGUCAAACUGAUUUUGAAUUUGAUCAAGAUAUCACAAAGAAAGUUUUUCAACCUAUUACAAAACCUAUUGUUAAAUCAUCAGUUGUAGAUAAUGUUAAAAAUAAAAAAAUUCCUGUUUUUGUUCCUAAGCCAGUUAAAGGUGUAAAACAGAUACAAAAUGACAAAGAAAAACAUAAAAUUGAACCAUUAAAGAGGAAUUGUGUAUCAAUAUCUCAUUUAUCCCAAUCUACUUCAGUUAUUAAUAGAAAAACUUUGGAAUCUUCUAGAAAAAGUUCCUCUAAUAUUCAAAUGACUGAAAACAAAUUAAAAAUUGACUCAAAAAAAAUUAUUACCAGUAUCAAUAAUUCUGAUAAAUUAUUAAAAAAUAAUGAUAGAAAUAGCAAUAUUAAUACUACUAAUAGCAUUAUCAAUGAGUUACCAACUAUAAUUAAUAAGAAUAAUUUGAAGAUUGAUUUAAGUAAGUCUAAAAAAAAGUCUGUUGAGUCAUUAAAUGUAAUAAGUAAUGAAAAAAAAAACAAAAUAAUUCGCUCUAAGACGUCUAUUGACAUUAAGCCUCCAAAAAUGUCAAAACGUGGAAUAGUUAAAGGAAAUGAUGGUUGGGAAACAGUCAUACGAUCCCGACGAAGUAACCCAUUAACACAAAGUUCUAGUAGUAUUAAGCUAAAAGCACCAAAUGAUGUCAAAAAAAGAUUUCAAGUACCAUCAUCUGCACACUCUAUGCCUACUCUAGCUUUAGACAUAGCUUCUAGUCCUGAAGAGCUUGAACCUAAAAGUACUUAUCCUGAUAAAAAUGACAGGCCAAUUAUUUCUAAUGCUGUAACUUUUCCUAAAAAAAAGCGUAAAACUGAAAAACCUUUAGAGAAAAAAUUUAAAAAAAUAGAUCAAAUUAGGAAAGAGAUAUUGAAAAAUGAAAUAGAAGAACGUCGAAUGUGCGAUGAAGAAUUAUUACGAAAUAGACAAUUUUUUGAUGAAGAAAUGUUAUUAGCUAGAGAAAUUCGAGAAUUAGAAAAUGCUGAGAGUAGUUGUAGUGAUGAUAUGACUCAAUCUGAUCGUUAUUCUGAUUUAUUAGAUAAUAUGAUUUUGACAGAACGAAUGUACACCAUUAAUGAAAUAAAAGCAUUAAUAGAAUAUGGAAAUGAAAGUGCUAUUUAUUCUAUUGGAAUGCAACCAUGGGAUAUUGGAAAAUCUACUGAAUCUAUUAAACAAACUUAUAGUGCUAGACAAGCAAAAGCACAUCAAAAAAGGCAACAACUCUUACAAGACAAAUCUUCUAAAGUGCGCGAAUUGCUUAAAAAGGUAGGUGAAAGAAAAAUGUUGCAGACCCAACUUAUUGAUGAAAAGCGUGUAAAUAUAGAUAAGAAACUUAAACGUGCUGAAGAAAAUCGUAAACAACAUUUGCAACAGAUUCAAAAAAAAGCUCAUGAUGAAGAAGAAAAACUUCGUGAAAUAGCUUUUAUAAAUGAGUUAGAAGCACAAAAUCGAAGACAUGAUAUAUUAACUUUGUGGCAAGAGCAAGAAGAUCGGUUACAAACUAUUUUAGAAGAACGCAAGCGUAAUCAAGAACGAAAAGCUGCUAAAGAAGCUGCUGUCGAAGAGCGUUUGAAAGCAUUAGAGGUAGAACGUCAAGAGCGUAUUGAACAAAUUUUAGAGAGAAGACGAAUAAAAGAAGAAAGAAUUGGUCGGGAACAACAAGAAAAAGAAAAAGAAAGAUUAGAACUAGCUAGAGAAAAAGCAAAAGAAAGAGAAAAUAAACUAACAGCAUUGUAUGCAGCUCAAGUAGCUAGUACAGAAGAACUUCAGAAAAAAAUCCAACAGAAACAAAAAGAAUCAGCUAAACGUCAUGAACAAAACAUUGAACACAUAAGACAAAGAGCCCUUGAGUUGGGUGUUCAAAAAAAUGAUGUAGAUAUGGACAAAUACUGCUCACCUUGUGAAAUAAUUUUUGAUACAGUAAUUGCAUUACACCAUCAUUUACGUACAAAAACUCAUAGAGAAUGCACUAAAAAGACUAAAAGACGGAUAAAAGUAGAAAAUGUUUCUGCAGACAAAUUUAGCAAAGAUGUAAAUAAAAAGAAAUUGAAGAUAGCUAACUCACUUGACAGUGUAUCUUUAAAUUUAGAUAGUGUUGAUGAAAAACCUGGAAGUAAUUUACAAAUGAAAAAUAACCGUAAAAGAUGUUUGAAAUUAAGACACAAAAUGUUAACUAGAAGAAAUAAGUGUAAGGACAAUAUAAGUAAAUCUGAUGUAUCCAUUGAUAAAACUACCAUAGAAAUUUGUGUUAAUUCCAUUGCUAAACAUUUGAAAGAAUUAACAAAUGAACAGUGGUCAAAAAAUAUUAUAAAAAACUUAGAGACAAAAUUAUUAUUUUUGGAAAAACGAUCUAAUGAAAUCCCAAUAAAAGAUUUUCAAUUAUUAGUUUCACGUAGUAAUGGGCUUAACAGUUUAAAUAAUAUACUUAUAUUAGCACUAAAUGAAGAGAAAUCAGCAAGUUACGAAUUUCUUUCUAAGAUUGUUUUUAAAGCCAUCAAAAUAUAUAAAAAAAUAUUGAAUAUUAAUGAAGUUAAUACAGCUAGUGUAAUGUAUUCGGCAAAUAUUUUUAUUAUACUGGAUUUCCUUCUGGUGAAGUUAAAUAAAGUUAUCCCUGAGAGUGGAAUAGACAAUAAUUUUAAACUAAAAACUUCAACUGAUUGUUUAAUAAGUGGUCAACUUUUAGAUUUGUUAAGUGUUGUUAUGCUAUCAUUUAAACAUGAUGAACUAGAAGAUAAGGAACAAAUUAAUGAUUUUUUGAGCUAUAUAUGCUAUAUUGGUAUUCUUGAAAAAAUGAACUGCUUUUUUACUUUGGUUCGAGAUUGUUACCCAGAAACUAAUGAGAAUGUAUCCGAAUUUGUAAUUUACUGUUUAAAUUUUAUCAGUAGUCUAUCAAAAAUAAAUACUGAUUUAUUUGUAAAAAAAUUUAUUGAAAUUCUGAAAAAUUCAGAAUUGAUGGGUGUAAUGCCAGUUCUAUAUAGUAUUUUACUACGCAAUGAUUGUAGCACUAAUGGUCUUGGUCCAAUAGAACUGUCUUUAACAACUCUUAAAGUAACCAAAGCGUUGUUUAACAUGUUGACUUCAGUAGCUAAAAUGGAUUCUAAUACAUUUCAAGAGGUGCUAAAAGUUGAAAGCUUAUCAGUUCAGUUUAGACAUAUAGCCAGAUAUUUAUUAUGGUUUUGUUCAGAAAAGCCUGAAAAUAGAGAUUUAUUAAAUGAAGUUAUAGUAGCUGUUGGAUACUUUUCCUUGAAUAGUUCUCUUCACCAAUCGAUGUUACAAUCAGGACCAUCACCAACAGUACUUCAAUUGUUAUGUAAUUUACCUUUCCAGUAUUUUAGUAAUCCUACGUUAAUUUCUGUGUUGUUUCCUACAUUGUUGGCAUGUUGUUCAAACAAUGCUCAUAAUAGAGCCCUCGUGGAGACAGAAAUUUGUUUUGAUCUUUUAGAAGAAUUUCAAAAUUCAGCACUAAGUCAAGAUAUACCAAUGAUUCAGUUUAUAAAAUAAAGAAAACCUAUUCUUAUUGUUAAUUACUUAUGUUAUGAUAUAAUACUAUUAGAUUACUAUUAAACAAUUACAAAUUAUUUUACUUAAAUUCCAUCAACAAGUGUAAUUAAUUUACUAGUCUGUUAACCUUGUGAUAAAAACCACUAAUUAUAACUUUAUAUUAGUUAAUUCAUCUAUGCAAUGUAUAAUUAGAUAAAUCUAAAAUAAAAUAAAUAAUAUUAACUUUAGUCAAAAAUUUAAAUCUACAGCAAAGUAAAAAAACAAUUAAUAUUAACAGCCAAGUUGAGCUCUUGGUACUAAAUCAUAUUUUGUUUAUCUACAUAAUGUUGUUUAAAUAUAUUAAGUAACCAGUAGUUAACUUGUAAACUGUAAAUUUAUUUUUUACAAAUUAUUGUAUUAAAUAUUAUAAAAAGUUGUUAUUUUAGACGAAUAAAAAAUUAUUUGGUUGA